This is a messenger RNA of Coccidioides posadasii C735 delta SOWgp, 658 nucleotides long. RefSeq names its product Histone H4. NCBI's taxonomy places the organism in Eukaryota, Fungi, Ascomycota, Eurotiomycetes, Onygenales, Onygenaceae. Gene Ontology annotation, molecular function: DNA binding; protein heterodimerization activity; structural constituent of chromatin. Gene Ontology annotation, cellular component: nucleosome. The record is from RefSeq and is a predicted model, not a curated record. Gene Ontology annotation, biological process: nucleosome assembly.
CGCCAUCUCCCUAAACAGUUUCAACCUGAUCUUUUGAUCUCGAAACCAAGUUACUCUUUAAAGAACAAACUCAAUUCUUCACACAUCUCAAAAUGACUGGACGCGGAAAAGGUGGCAAGGGUCUUGGAAAGGGUGGUGCCAAGCGUCACAGAAAGAUUCUUCGUGACAACAUUCAAGGAAUCACAAAGCCUGCUAUCCGUCGUCUUGCCCGCCGUGGCGGUGUCAAGCGUAUCUCAGCCAUGAUCUAUGAAGAGACUCGAUCUGUCCUGAAGACCUUCCUCGAGGGAGUCAUUCGCGAUGCCGUCACAUACACUGAGCACGCCAAGAGAAAGACCGUCACAUCUUUGGACGUUGUUUAUGCCUUGAAACGUCAAGGACGCACUCUCUAUGGUUUCGGUGGUUAAACGCUUCCUUUUCUUACGACAAUGACUGGGGCUUUUGUGGUGUUCUUCGCUUUUCUUUAACGGGCAUAUUACUGGGUUUCUACUUUAUUCUUUGGGAGGUCGGAAGGUCGAGGAGUCAUGUGUAUCAUAAUGUGUCUUCCGUUCAUGUAACUGGUGAAUUUUCACCUGGAGUCUACAGCUCCGCUGACAAAUGAUUCUGUCAAAGCACAGUUUUUUUCUUAAAAAAAAAAAGAAUAUGAUAUGCUUUGAAAUUC